Messenger RNA from Hylaeus volcanicus, 3184 nucleotides. It is a transcript of the gene wupA, whose product is annotated as troponin I. Gene Ontology annotation, cellular component: troponin complex. The record is from RefSeq and is a predicted model, not a curated record. Bases 145 to 741 code for a protein of 198 amino acids. Gene Ontology annotation, biological process: muscle contraction. The transcript is spliced from 8 exons. Lineage: Eukaryota; Metazoa; Arthropoda; Insecta; Hymenoptera; Colletidae.
UACCACGUGAACAGCCUACGACGGAGGUUCGCGACGUGGACUAGGGAUCCACGAUGGCACAGUCAGCUGCCUAAGGUCCGGUUGGCCAGUCGCAGCCAGGAAAGUUCUUCUCAAGGUAGACGCGUGUAGCAGCCAGGUACAACGAUGGCGGACGAUGAGGAAAAGAAGAGGAAACAGGCGGAGACCGACAGAAAGAGGGCGGAGGUCCGCGCCCGCCUCGAAGAGGCUUCCAAAGCCAAGAAGGCGAAGAAGGGUUUCAUGACCCCUGACAGGAAGAAGAAGCUUAGGUUGUUGCUGCGUAAGAAAGCCGCCGAGGAAUUGAAGAAAGAACAAGAGAGAAAAGCCGCGGAAAGGAGGCGCAUCAUCGAGGAACGCUGCGGAAAGCCCAAGGACACCGACAACGCGAGCGAAGCCGAGCUCCAGACGAUCUGUUCGGCAUAUUGGAACAGACUAUACUCGCUCGAGGGCGAUAAGUUUGACCUCGAGAGGCAAAUUAGGUUGAGAGAAUUCGAGAUCGCGGACUUGAACAGCCAAGUGAACGACCUCCGAGGUAAAUUCAUGAAACCCACGCUGAAGAAGGUCUCGAAGUACGAGAACAAGUUCGCCAAGCUCCAGAAGAAGGCUGCCGAGUUCAACUUCCGUAACCAGCUUAAACAGGUUAAGAAGAAGGAAUUCACCCUCGAGGAGGAAGAUAAGGAGCCCAAGAAGUCCGAGAAGGCAGAGUGGCAGACGAAGAAGUAGAUUUUAAAAAGCCAAAAGAUAAAACGAAAACAACCAUAAAAAAAAAAAAGAGAUUGAAUGAAACCGAUACACAAACGCACGCGUACACAGACAACAUGUAAUAACAAUGUAACGUUGAAAGAGCUUUAGUAUCCACACACGCAUAAAGUAUAAAGUAACGUCCGCGUGCACGCGUUUUUAUUUCGAACCGUGCGUAAACAGCCCAGAAUCGAAAAGAGAAGCGCGAAUGUCAGGAAGCCACGACCAAUACACACUCUGGAGAAAUGUUUUCCUUCGUUGUCACAUCCGACGAUUACCGCACGUUUAUCAACGUGAUCUGUUUCGCCAUUAUUUCCCACCCUCGAACCGUUCGCAAAAAAUUCGUUCGUUUUACUGUACAGCAUGGAUCGUGCCGCGAGCAAAUAGUAGAUUGCACGUACGAUAGUCAGGUUAUAAUUCGGGUCUCUUCCUCGACUCGUCGAUGAUCGGAUCGCGAGUUACGAAACGAGAGAAAUAACAAGAAAGGGAAUAUCUGUGUUUCAAUAAACGAUCGAAAAAAGUGCAUGCCAAUGGAGCCACAUGUUUUCGUCGAAUAUCAUUUCUCGCAUUUCCAACCCUUUUUCAACGACACGACGAUUUUUACAUUCGCGGGUGAAUUUUUUUUAUUCGACAGAACAAUGUUUUGGUUUUCGAUUUCCGUUUUGUAUAUACAAAAAUGGAGGGAAUUCACUUAUCGUUGCCAAACGAACGAUACUGGAAACUAAUUGAACGAACAUGUGCGCAGCGUAAAUUGUUAGUUUCCGACAGUUUUCGGUUUUAGAAAUUCCGUUGUUUUGAAAACUGUAUGAAAGGGAUUGGAUGUACAUUUUUUUUCCAAAAAUUUAUUUUGCAUACAUUUUGCAACCAUACUCGACUGCGAUUCCAUAUGGCGUUCGAUAACGCGAGAGGUCGUGUGUUAUCGAGAACCGAUCCGCUCUGCUCCACUAAUUUUUUCUCCGCGCUUUGAAUUCUUUUCUUUCUAUCCACGUUUCAAUCUUCCGUGGCGAUACCAUUCGAGAGUCAUCGUCGAUGAUCGCGUCUACGCUGUAAUUUGCUUUUUAACUCGCGUCUCGCUGUCGUUUUCUUCUUUACCUAUCUCUCUCUCUCUCUCUCUUUCUCUCUCUAUUAUAACUCGGUAAUCUGCGCGACAAGCACGCAAUACUCGGUAAAAGUAACUAUUAAAAGAGAAAAAAUAUAUACAUAUAAGAGAAGCGAUAAAAGGUGAGAAUGGCUUACAAAGUAUAUUUAAGAACUCACAGACUUUUCUUCCUCAUUUCGUACGUAAUAGCAGAAGCGCUUUACUCACAAGUGCCUUUUCACUCUUCUCUAUCUCUGUUUCUAUCACUUACUCUAAUUAUUCAUUUAUUUACUGUGUCUGCACUCAUUUUCGUUUAUCUUUUGCGUCUCUUUUUACGCGUUGAUCGCGCGCAGGCUCCCCCACGCAAAACACCGCAGUUAGGGAUAUGAUUGUCGUGUGCUGCGCAAGUUUAAGAAAGGUUCAAAGGGGCACAUUCAAACGAAGGCUGAUCACUUUCACUUAAAAUCUCUUUCCAAGACGCAAUAAAGCUCUCUUGCAGCUUGCCUUUACCGCCAUCGUUCGGCUGCCAUGCUUCCAGGCUGUACAUGUGUAGGAUUGUUGUCCCGUCUGAAUUUUUGUUUAAUCGCGACCGCGCAUCGAGCCUCAUGAUUGUUUUCUUUUAUGGAUUAUUUCUUUUUUUAUUAUUAAAAUUCUGAGGAUGGUGUCGACUUUGGAAACAGGAAAUCUUUAGCGAUUACUGGGACUUUCGAAGUUGAUGUAUGUUGUGCUUGAUACUAACUGAGACUUCCAGGUGUAAACUGUAUACCUUUGAGUAAGAUACACCUGGAACCCUCAAUUAGUAGCAUGAGGAUUUAUGGAAGCCUCAGUUGGUAGCAUGAGGAUUUAUGGAAGCCUCAGUUAGUAGUAUGAGGGUCCAUAGGAGCCUUAGUCAGUAUCGUGAGGAUUUAUGGAAGCCUCAGUUACUAGCAUGAGGAUCUAUAGAAACCUCAGUUAGUAGCAUGAGGAUCUAUGGAAUCCUCAAAUAUCUCACGACAUAUUUCAAUUCGAAAACAAGCACAUCACACCGUUGGAAUAUUCGACUAAAAUACAUUUAAUACGAAAUAUCAAUUUCUGUAGAGUAUUUGAAAAGAACUAGUCGAUGCGCGGUUCGAUCCUGCCACUACCGUCGAUCGUGAGUCAUGCCGGCGGCGAUCGAGGUUUCCACGAUCGAUAGCAGCACGCGAGUCGCGUGUAACGGAGACUUUGAUCGUCCAUGAAUCGCGAGCGACGCGUUGUUAAUCGUUAAGUUAUUAAUUAGUACGUAUGCUCUAAUAAUUGUCCACGUCUUAUCUGUUGACUAAUGAUGUUGCUCUUGCAUUAUGUUCGCAGAACGCGUCAAAAGAUAAG